AAGUACAGUACACCAUGUCCACGAAUUCUGAAGUUGGAUACGUUGGCCCUAUGCAAACAGCUUUAUUCCCCUUUAAAACUGUCACGAUUUUCAUAAGGUGCAUCAUGCAUGGAUGCACUAAAUAGAAUGUCAGUUGGAUUCACAGCAUUCAGUAUAACCAAGGUUCGAUACCUUUAUGCACCAUACAAAUGCACCAUGUGAUGUAGAACUCAAAAUCAGUUCUUCUCUUAUUUUAUUUUCAAGCAAGAUUGUACAACAAUGCUAACUGUACAUUUUUUCAUGUGUGAGCCCUUCUUCCAUCUGUUACACUCAUGAUACAUAGAAUACACAUGUCUUCGCUUCACCAAUUAUAACACAGAUAUAAUUGCGCGUCGCAUAUCACAAACAACAUUGUUUUCUUUUGCUCCAUGAGACCAUGAUACAAAUUACUGGAUCAGCUUCUCCAGCUCCAUCUUCUAUCCUCUGAUCCCUGAACUGCAGCAGAUUGCUUGGCUUCAAGGACUUCUCAUAAUCCUGAAUGGACUUGAACAGCUCGGAGAAGUUGCCUUUGCCGAACCCGCCACAGCCACCCUUCUGGUACUCUUCCCCUCUCUCGUCCUUCUCCAUGCACCCGAUCCUUUGGAUCAUCUCCAGGAACAACGUUGGCCUGAACAUAAUAGUUGAUGCAGUUAGAUUUGGAAUCACGGGGAGUAGAGCAAAGAAGCAGCUUGAAUUUAUUAUCCGGGUCUUGGAGAACAUUGCAAGCCUGCUUCUACCAUUUGUGUACUGUGCCAGUAGGUCUCCUGAUGCUGCGAGAUGGGUCAAGCUAGAUCAGCUACUAGACGCUAUGCUGACGAACAAGGUCGGCAGGACGGCGUCCACGUUGCAAGGCUCGGCUCUGUCGAGGGUGGCCGCGUCUGUCUUCACUGAGAUUCAGUCGCUGCAGGAUCUCCGAAGGACAUUUCUCGGUUCCACGAGCGUGUUGUUUCACCAUGCCCCGAUAUUCGGGUUGAUAUGUGGGCUGGUUGGAUUUGACAGCGAGACAACGCAGCGUGCUUACAUGUUUGUGGCAAUGAGGGAUGUGAUCUCCGCCGCGACGAGGCUCAAUCUGAUAGGACCGCUUGCUGCUUCGGUUCUGCAGCACCAGGUUGCGCCUGAUGCCGAGAAGAUGCUGCAAAAGUGGAGGGACCGUGAUGUCUCUGAAGCAUCACAGACUGCGCCGCUGCUUGACGCGUUGCAAGGCUGCCAUGCUUACAUGUUCUCUAGGCUGUUUUGCUCUUGACAGUGAGGUUGCUGAAUGCAGUUUGGUGUACUUCUGUUCACAGUUUUACCCUGGAGAAGUAGAAGAUUACUAGCUUUUCCUAAAGAAAAAUGGCAUCAGAAGAUUGCAAGCAUCUCGAGGACAGAUCCCAGUAUGAUUAUUUAUUAUACUUGCAGGCAAGAUUUUACAACAAUGCCAAUAACCCAAUAGUACAUUAUGUUCAUGUGUGAGCCCCCUCUACCAUCUAUUACACCAUCAUACAUAGGAUACAUCUGUCUUCAGCUUCACCAAAUACAAAAAUGAUAUAAUUGUGUCCCAUAUUACAAAGAACAUUGUUCUCUUUUGCUCCAUGACACAAAGUACUAGAUCCGUUGCUUGAGCUCCAGAUUCUAUCUUUAAUGCAAUAACAGAUUGCUUGGCUUCAUGGGAUUUCUCAUGCUCUCCAUAGAUCUGAACAACUCGGAGAAGUUGCCUUGCCAAACCCGCCGCAGCCACCAUCCUGAUACUCUCGUCCAUCUCCAUGCGCCCGAUCCUUUGGAUCAUCCCCAAGAAUCAGGUUGGCCUGAACAUAGUAGAUAAAGAUUUGGAAUCACAGAGAGUAGAUAAAGAUAGCAAAGAUGCUGUCUGAAGUCAGUACGGCACUGAACCUCAAGUCACUGAAUUAUGAAAUACUCCCUCCUUCCCAAUAUCUAGUACCAUCUCCCGAACCCAAACUUUUUUAGAUAACUGUCAAUAAUGGUAUGUAGUACACCAUGCAACGAAUUGUGAAGUUGGAUACCUUGGCCUUUUACUAUGCAAGGAGCUUUAUCCCCCUUUAAAGCUGUCCCGAUCUUCAUAAAGAUGCAUCAUGCAUGGCUGCACUAAAAAGGGUUUCAGUUGGAUACACAUGCACCAUUUGAU
Molecule: messenger RNA, 2140 nt
Organism: Triticum aestivum (bread wheat)
Lineage: Eukaryota; Viridiplantae; Streptophyta; Magnoliopsida; Poales; Poaceae
Product: urease accessory protein F
Exons: 2
Coding region: 518-1261 (247 amino acids)
Molecular function (GO): nickel cation binding
Source: RefSeq, a predicted model, not a curated record